AUGUCUGAAAGUGAUAAAGAAAGGCCCGUGGCUAGACUGGAUAAAGCACAACUAGAUGCUAUCAUGGCUACUCUCAUGAAAGAGAUGGAUAAAAAACUUGAAUUUGUUGGAGCUACUCGUUCUACUAACCCUGUCUUUGGCACAACUUCACAGGUUAGGAGACCAGCUAGGGAAAAGAGGAGAGGCAAGCGACCUGCAGUAGGAGACGAAUCUAAGGAUGAAGAUACUUCUUCUGGCCAUAGUACUGAUGGAGAACGGUCCGUGGGAUCAGCAAGAUCAGUGAGAACAGGACGUGCAGCCUCCCAAGCAAGAUCCCCUACACGCCAUGCAGCAAGGAACAGACCAGAUGAUAACCUUGGGAGUCUCAAACUUCGAAUACCAGUCUUCAGUGGAACCAGCAAUCCAGAUGCUUAUCUUGAAUGGGAAACGAAGAUUGAGCGAGUGUUUGAUUGCCAGCACUACUCAGAAACAAAGAAGGUGAAGCUUGCUGUGACAGAAUUCAGUGGGUAUGCUUUGCAUUGGUGGGAUCAGAUUGUUACUACUAGGAGAAGGACUGGAGAGCCGCCAGUUGCUUCAUGGUUUGAGCUCAAGACACUCAUGAAGAAGCGGUUUGUUCCAAACCACUAUGGUAGAGAGAUUCAUCAAAAGCUGAGGAGACUUACCCAAGGAACCAAAGGCGUGGAGGAUUACUAUCAAGAGAUGGAAAUACUCAUGAUCAAAGCGGCUGUUGAAGAAGCUUCUGAAGCUACUAUGGCUCGAUUUCAGGCUGGGCUUAACAGAGACAUCCAGGACCGCUUGGAGAUGCAGGAGUAUGACGACAUCUAUGAAUUGCUUCACAAAGCAAUCCUCAUUGAGCAGCAACUGAAGAGAAAGUCCUCAACCAAAGGAUCCUAUGGCAACAACUACAAAGCGCCUACUACCAAAGAUGACAAGUCUUUUGUGAAACCCAAGGAAGAGCAUGAAGACAAGGGAAAGGCACCAGCUGCUAGAUCCAGGGAUGUGAAGUGCUUCAAAUGUCAUGGUUUUGGGCACUAUGCCAAUGAGUGCACCAACAAGAAAGCAAUGAUCCUCUUGGACAGUGGUGAGGUGAUAUCCGAAGAAGAAGAGGAAGCCAUAGACUAUCCAGUUCGUGGAGAACUACUUGUCACAAGGAGAUCAUUGGCAGUACAAUCCAAGCUAGAUGAAGAUAAUCAAAGGGAGAAUCUUUUUCAUACUCGUUGCAUAGUUUAUGAAAAAGUAUGCAGUUUGAUUAUAGAUGGAGGAAGCUGUACUAAUGUUGCUAGUGAAGCUCUUGUAGAAAAGCUUGGAUUGAAAACAGGGAAGCAUCCUAGGCCAUACCUUCUACAAUGGUUGAAUGAGGAGGGCGAGCUGAAGGUCACUGAUCAAGUAAUGGUUCCUAUAACCAUUGGAAGAUACCAAGAUGAGAUCGUGUGUGAUGUUCUGCCCAUGGACUCUAGCCAUAUCUUGUUGGGAAGGCCUUGGCAGUAUGAUAGAAGAGUCAUUCACGAUGGGUUCACUAACCGGCAUUCCUUCACCCACAGAGACAAGAAGAUUGUACUGGCACCUUUGUCUCCACAAGAGGUACAUGAGGAUCAACUUCAACUAAAACUUAGGCGACAAGAAGCUAAAGAGAAACCAGCUGACAAGCAAAAGAAGGAGACUAAUCUCUUAGCCAAGAGUAGUGAGAUCAAGAAAGCUUUGUGUCUUCAACAAUCUAUGCUUUUAUUUGUUUUUAAAGGUGCACUAAUGUCUUCUUCUGACCCUGCACCGGUUCUACCGAGUGAACUUGAAUUUCUUUUGCAGGAUUAUGGUGAUGUCUUUCCAGACGAGAGCCCAACAGGACUUCCUCCCAUGCGUGGGAUUGAACACCAAAUAGACUUGGUCCCUGGAGCUUCUCUCCCAAACCGCCCUGCCUAUAGAACCAACCCUGAAGAAACAAAAGAGCUACAAAACAAGAGUAUGGCUGAGCAUGUGCAUCACUUGAAAUCUGUGUUAGAAGUGCUUAGGAAAGAAUCCUUGUUUGCUAACUUUAAGAAAUGCACUUUUGGGACAGAUCACCUUGUUUUUCUAGGAUUUGUUGUAACAGCACAGGGAAUCAGAGUGGAUGAGGAAAAGGUUAAAGCUAUCCGAGACUGGCCUAGUCCUAAGAGUGUGAGCGAGGUGAGAAGUUUCCAUGGUCUUGCCGGCUUUUAUAGAAGAUUUGUGAAGGAUUUUAGCACCAUAGCUGCACCACUCACUGAAUUCAUCAAGAAGGAUGUGGGUUUCAAGUGGGAGAAGGCGCAAGAGGAGGCUUUUCAAAACCUGAAAGGGAAGUUGACUAAUGCUCCUUUGCUAGUUCUUCCAGAUUUUACUAAGACCUUUGAAAUUGAAUGUGAUGCUUCUGGUGUAGGUAUUGGAGCUGUGCUGAUGCAGGAGAAGAGACCCAUAGCAUAUUUCAGUGAGAAACUAAGUGGAGCCAUGCUGAACUACCCAACUUAUGACAAGGAACUCUAUGCUUUGAUUAGAGGACAGCACAAGCUCAACAAGAGACACGCCAGAUGGGUAGAGUUCUUGGAAACCUUUCCUUAUGUGAUUCACUAUAAACAAGGUAAAGAAAACAUUGUGGCUGAUGCACUCUCCAGAAGGGAAGCACAUGGAGGAGGAUUGAUGGGGCACUUUGGAGUUGCCAAGACACUCGCCCACCUGAAAGAGCACUUUUACUGGCCGACCAUGAGAAGAGAUGUGGAGAGAGUAUGCAGCAGAUGUGUUACUUGCACCCAAGCCAAAGCCAAGUGUUGA
This is a messenger RNA of Brassica rapa (field mustard), 2778 nucleotides long. RefSeq lists its product as uncharacterized. Gene Ontology annotation, molecular function: nucleic acid binding; zinc ion binding. The record is from RefSeq and is a predicted model, not a curated record. Lineage: Eukaryota; Viridiplantae; Streptophyta; Magnoliopsida; Brassicales; Brassicaceae.